Messenger RNA from Aspergillus sclerotioniger CBS 115572, 1601 nucleotides. RefSeq names its product cation efflux family protein family. Gene Ontology annotation, cellular component: Golgi apparatus; membrane. Gene Ontology annotation, biological process: zinc ion transport; transmembrane transport; intracellular zinc ion homeostasis. The record is from RefSeq and is a predicted model, not a curated record. Gene Ontology annotation, molecular function: zinc ion transmembrane transporter activity. Lineage: Eukaryota; Fungi; Ascomycota; Eurotiomycetes; Eurotiales; Aspergillaceae. The coding region runs from base 149 to 1525 and encodes 458 amino acids. The transcript is spliced from 2 exons.
AGACAAUCCCGCAGCAUUCCUGACCUCAGCCCUUGCUUUCUCCAUACUCUGCCUCCGUACCCUUCUCCGCCGUGUUUCGCACGGUGUAACGCGCAUCCUUUGAGCACCGAAGCCAUCCGGCGGGGCGCCAGCUCUUCGUCAGCUGAACAUGGCAUCGAACCUCCCCAUCCCUAUUCCUCCGCGCACUCCGACGCCACCUCUAGAUGACCCUCCAAGCAUUUCCGACCAGACGCCCCAUCUGCACGACAAAGACUCCCUGUCGCCAUUGAGGGACACGUUCCCUAGCUCGCGGGGCACAUUGGAUCCCGGGGAUGCCAAUCGCUUGAGCCCUACGCGGGCGGGUUUCAACCUCAGCCCAGCAGACGCAUUGCAGCAGGGCGAUCAGAGCGACAAUGCAGGCGGGCCAUUCAAUUUCAAGACUAUGACAAUGGCGAAGGGGCCAGUCGUCAAGUCUAACAUUGGCCAGCGACGCGGACACAAAUAUAAACAUAGUAGUAUUUCGCAUCAGAUCUUCCUCGAACCGCCCCCUCGAGCCCCUCUAGCUCUGCCCAACUCGCUGCCUAUACCGACUUUCAAAGAGUACCGCUCCAGUAUGUCCAGGGACCAGACUACCCGGUUCUGGUGGAGCGUAUGCCACAUGUGUAUCGCGGGAUAUACGCUCUGGAGUGCCCAUGGAUCUCUGGCCAUGACGGCUCUAUCGCACUUGAUCCUGUUCGAUUCCCUCGGCGCAAUGCUUUGUGUGGCUGUCGAUAUCUUGGGCAACUUUGAAGUGUGGAAGCGAUCUAGUGUUCGCCACCCGUUCGGCUUGGAGCGCGCAGAGGUGCUUGCGGGGUUCGCUAUGUGCGUACUCUUGCUUUUCAUGGGGAUGGACCUUAUUUCUCACAACCUGCAACAUUUUCUGGAGUCUUCCGGCCAUGAACCUCACCAUACUCACGUCCAUGAACGUGUGUCCUUGGGUCGUGUGGAUUUUACCGCUCUGCUGGCGAUUUCUUCCACCUUGAUCUCCGCCAUCGGUCUCAAGAACCAUGGUCGGAUAGGAAAGGCAAUGCGGUUUGGGUACAUUGAGUCGCUGCCGUCGGUCCUCAGUAACCCGUCUCAUUUCCUGACCCUGUCUUGCUCGACGCUGCUCCUGCUGCUGCCCCUGGUAUCUAUCAAGCUCUACAACUGGCUGGAUGUGCUGCUUUCCGGCACUAUUUCCAUAUCGAUGUGUGUCAUUGGAGUGCGCUUGGUGAAGACGCUAGGCUCCAUGCUGCUCAUGUCCUAUUCGGGGCCAGGGGUGUCUGAGGUGAUUCGGGAUAUUGAGGCUGAUCCUUGCGUUUACGGGGUUGAUGAUGCUCGGUUUUGGCAGGUCCAUUACGGGCUGUGCAUGGCAAACCUGAAGCUUCGUGUCUCGGGAACCGAGGAGAAUCUUGUGCGACUGCGUGAACGGAUUGCCAGCCUGAUCAAGAACCGACUGGGGGGAGGGUACGGAUCCGGGGGGCAGAAGUGGGAAGUUUCGCUGCAGUUUACAGCGGAGAAGGCAUAGCCAUCUUGCCUGUACAUACGAUCGUGACCGGCUUUCAAUGAACAUCAUGUUUGUCUAUUAACAUAAUUAUGUAGAG